Gallus gallus (chicken) is the source of this 2240-nucleotide messenger RNA. RefSeq lists its product as uncharacterized. The transcript has 7 exons. Lineage: Eukaryota; Metazoa; Chordata; Aves; Galliformes; Phasianidae. Bases 1 to 1272 code for a protein of 423 amino acids. The record is from RefSeq and is a predicted model, not a curated record.
AUGGCCCGGCGGCCCCGGGCGGAGAGCAGCGACAGCGCCGCAACUUCAGCUGGGCGCCCGCAUCGCCGCCUCCGGCCGCGGCCGCGCCGCCGCCGCCGCCGCCGCUGCCGGGCCCUUGUGUGCCGCCGGGAGGGCGGGCGCCAGCGGGGGCAGGCUGUGUGCGCCGCCGGCCCGCCCGCCCAUAGGGCCGGGGCCGGGCCGCGCUCCACCGGGCGCCGCCGCGGGUCCCUGGCGGCGCGGGCGCUGCCUCCGCCCCGCUCUCGCCGGCCCCGCGCCUCCCCAUUGGGCGGCGGGCGCGCGGGGCGCGCUCCGAUUGGCUCCCCGCCGCGGGGCGAUGCCGCUCCGCGGGGCGCGCGGCGGGGCGCGCGGCGCCUUAACCCCUUCCGGCCCGGCGGGGCGGUGCGGGACGGGGCGGCCGCGGACCGAGGGCGCUUCGGAAGGCGACGCGCACGGAACGCGACUUCGGCGGGCGCGGGUACCGCGCACCGCUCCGCGCGGUCCCGGGGAGGGCGUCGGCGCGCGGAGGGCGGCGGGAACCGACGAGCAGAGCUCCCGCCCGUAAAUAAAGGGCGAAAAUGCAGAAUCGCGCUCCGCUACGCGGUACGGAGCCGGCGGCGUCGGCCGUGUGACGGAGCUCCCGCUGUGCCGCCGCCGCCGCCCCGACGGAGCGGUUGGCGAUCUCUCCUCCAUCGGCCCCGACAUCGGCAGCUCGGAAGGGGAAACGGAGCGGGCACGAACGUUUCUCAGGUGGCCGGCAACUCGUGCACUGAGGCACCAGAACAGGGAAGGACGUGCCUUAGAAUUAUAGAAUCGUUUGAGUUGGAAGAGGCCCCGAAAGGCCAUCUAGUCCAGCUUCCUCGCAACAAACAGGGACACCUACAGCUUCAUCAGGUGCUCUCAGCCCCGUCCAGCCUGACCUUGCGUGCCUCCAGUCAGUCUUCAAUCUCCCCUCUAGUAGCCGAGUCCUACUUGGGGAGAGCAUCACGUUACAAUGUCCCCGCUUCUUCUCCCGACAUACACGGAGACGCAAACCCCGCAGCCUCUGGGCUCUGCCCAGGGUUCUGCUGGGAGACGGCAACGGCACAAACGGAGCUCCACUCGAGGAGCGGCUGCAGGUCGGGGGGAGCCGCCUCCUGGCUGCACCCGGGCUGUGCCAUCAACGAAUGCCGGCGUGCCCCGUGCAGCUCGCUUCUUCUGCGGGAAAAUCUCGUCUGCUUCCGACUCUAUUUCCUAAAUGACGCCCAUCUCUUUCCGAGGAGAGGAACCGAAUGAUCAAACGUGGGGAGCGUGCGGAUGUCCUGCCGGCAGAGGGGAUUUUCGUCGCACCGACUGGGCAAACCCUCAGCAAAUGAGCUCGGAGGGCUUUAAUAGCGGGCGGCGGUGCCCUUCUCCGCUCACAGUCCUUAUAUGGGGAAAAGCCGUGUCCCUGGGGCCGGGAGCCCCGAGCACCAACAUUCCUAUGGACGUUUACAGCCGAAGCGCAGAGCCGCCGGAGCGCUGCCGGCUGCGUGCGGCGCGGUGCGGCCGUGGCGUUGCUCGGGGCCGCGGGGCGAAGCGAUCCACGGCUCCUCCCGCAGCUCCGUCCCCCCCGAGCCCUCCCCGAGGGACCCCGGUGAGGACCCGCGGCUCUCACACCGCACGGCCCGGGAGGAGCGGGGCCGUCCCCGGGCAGAGCAGCGCCUCCCGUCAGUCCGCUCCUCCGCUCCGUCCCUGUUUUUAUGUCAGCUUUCCCGCUGCUGCGCCGCUUUAUGUUGUCAUCUUCCGACCUAUUUAUUUCCCCGCAGGACAGAAACACGGCCCAGGCAGGAUUCAAUUGAUUUGCUAAUAAGAAGCAAAGCAACACAUCCGAACGGCCAGGACUUUUCAGAAGCGGGGUUCAUUUGCAGUCUCUGAUAGAAGAACGGAAGCAGAAACGGAUCGAACGGUGCACCGAAGUCACCCGUGGGUCACCUAAACAGCCCUGCUCCGUCUGUGUGCGUGCUGUCUGUUGGAGCGCUGUAACAAAGAGUCGCUGCAUUGCACCGAAUGUAUUUGCUGCGUGCAAAGCUUUAGGGUCUUAAAAACACCCAUAGCAUGGAUUCAUUUGUUGUUAGCAGGUACAGCGUCACAGGUUUCCUCUGCCAGCCUCCAACAAAAUAAUAUUACCUACUUGUAUUUUUCUCCUUUUUUUCCCCUUUCUUUUUCUCUUUCUCUCUCUCGCUCUUUCUCCCUUCCCUUCCCUUCCCUUCCCUUCCCUUCCC